Dermacentor silvarum is the source of this 10571-nucleotide messenger RNA. Its product is annotated as echinoderm microtubule-associated protein-like 2. The transcript is spliced from 25 exons. NCBI's taxonomy places the organism in Eukaryota, Metazoa, Arthropoda, Arachnida, Ixodida, Ixodidae. Gene Ontology annotation, biological process: microtubule cytoskeleton organization. The record is from RefSeq and is a predicted model, not a curated record. Bases 774 to 3545 code for a protein of 923 amino acids. Gene Ontology annotation, molecular function: microtubule binding. Gene Ontology annotation, cellular component: mitotic spindle.
UUGUGAAAUUCGACGGAAUCCUCGUAAGAAGAGCUUCCAUCUGAUUCCGCGACGUGGCGCCACCGGUCGGCAUUCUCGCGCCCUCAAGUGGCGCAGCGCUCCUGCCGCUCUUCCGGUUCGUCUGCUACUAUACGGCGCGGCGUCGUCUGCUACGGGGCCGAGAGAGAAACGCCGGCCCAAAGCCGGCUCAUUCUAGAAAACCGGGCCGGCGAGCAGUCUGCCUUUGGCGGCCGGUGUGGAGGAGCGUUGGUUGUUGUGCUUCGGGUCGCGACGUCUUCUCGCCUUCGUUGUGUGUGUGUGUGUUCUUCAGAGCGAGAAACGCGUAGUAGUAUACGAAGGGGGCGUGCGGCCCUGUUUUCCUCGCGUCUGACGAAGCAGACGCGAAUGUCGCGUUGUAGCGCACGGUCGUCGUCGUCUGUCACGUAGCUGGUUUACCGCGUGACCAAAAUCUUCGUGCACCAGAUUCGUCAGCUGUUUGCUUUUGACGUCUUGAAGAGUACCAGGGGUGCUGUGUAAUGAACCCGUCUGAUUAGCUGUUGUGACUUGGAAGUGACUUGGAACUCAACUGCGUGCUCGGAAGCUCCCGUCUUUUCGCGGUGUAGUAAGCGAUCGUCGCGGGUUUCGGCAACGCUCAACAUCUGCGGUGUUGCGAGGCUUUUGUUCUUCUGUCUCCGUGGCAUUUCGAGCGUCGCUUUGUGCCCAGAAGGAGCGGCUAUUUCGUCUGCAUUGUCGUCUGUUCGGUCGUUCGUCGAGUUUGGUUUCGUGGUCCAGCCAUGAGGAUUAACGGUCACAAGGAGGUUCGCUUCCAAGACACCUGCGACGAAGGUGGGGGCAGUCAGGAGCAGACGACCCAAGAGGAAGAGGACAUGCUGAACCAUGACGAGCUGUCCCUCCAGGAGCGGGUCAGCGACCUCGAGAAGAAAAGCCUCGAGCAGGCGGACGAGAUCACCUGCCUGCGGAGCACCAUUGCCGACCUGCUCAGGCGCAUCAACCAGCUCGAGGGGAGGGCUCCGGUGAUCACAAAUUCCAACAGCCAUGCCACAACGCCAACCAAGGUGUCGCCGUCCUUGCCUCAGCACCCGGCUGCCGUCCAGAACCGACAUACAUUUCACAGACAGGCCAGCAACAGUUCCACAUCGUCCUACACGGACGGGGUGACGCCGCACAAUGGCAACCACCACCCGACGCACACUUCGCCAGGGGUGGCACCCCAGCGCCGACUCAGCUACUUUCCUACUGCCUCCACCAGUUCACUGCACAGUGAGGGUGGCCAGAGCUCGACGUCAGCGUCGCCCGUUCCGUCUCCGGCGCCCUCGUCCUACCGCAGCUCCCCCUCGCCCCGGCAGACGCCCUCCCCGAACCGCCACAUCUCGGCCUCCACGUCCAACCUGUCCGCCAUGAAGCGGUGGAGCAGCAGCUGCAGCAGCCAGGACUUUGCCACUGCCAGCAGACGCAUUGUAAGUGGUUCCAUGUACAAUCUGCCCAUGCGGUCUUCCUCGGGGACUCUCUAUAGACAUGGCACAAGAGAGGCCCAGCUCAAUACAGAGGAUGGCACUGUGCGAAUGUACCUGCGUGGCCGCCCCAUUGUGAUGCACAUUCCGAGCGAGCAACUUCACGACUACAGUCUCAUGAAGGUGAACAGUGCGCCAUCGCAGAGGCUCAAGCUGGAGUGGGUCUACGGGUACCGGGGCCGCGACUGUCGGGCCAACCUGUUCCUCUUGCCCACGGGCGAGAUGGUCUACUUCAUAGCAGCCGUGGUGGUCCUCUACAAUGUGGAGGAGCAGAUUCAGCGGCACUACCUGGGACACACGGACGACAUCAAGUGCCUUGCAGUUCAUCCAAACAAGCUCCUGAUCGCAACAGGUCAGGUAGCAAGUAUAGACAGACGAGAGAGAAAGAACCGGCGCACAGAGAUAAGGCUGGAGGAAGAGGGUUUUAUGCCCCAUGUCAGGAUAUGGGACUCCGUCAGCCUCAACACCUUGCACGUCAUUGGAGUUGGUGACUUUGAACGAGCAGUCAGCUGCAUUGCAUUCUCCAAGAUGGACGGUGGCUCCAUCCUGUGUGCAGUGGACGACUCGAGCGAACACACCAUCUCCCUCUGGGACUGGCAACGAGGGGAGAAAGGGGUCAAGAUUACGGAGACAAAGAGUGCCUCGGAUGCUGUUCUGGCUGUGGAGUUCCACCCGAUGGACCGGCACACCCUGGUGACACUUGGAAAGGGCCACAUCCACUUCUGGGAUAUGGAGGGGGGAACACUCGCCAAAAAGCUUGGCCUCUUUGAGAGGGACAGUCCCGGCAGCGGCGACUCUACUGUCACAAGCAAAUACCUGGUGAAGAGCAACAAGCCCAAGUACGUGCUCUGCAUGACCUUCACAGAGCUUGGGGAACUGCUCACCGGGGACUCCAAUGGAAACAUCAUGGUCUGGCAAAGGGGCUCCAACAAGGUGUGCAGGACGGUUGUAGGUGCCCAUGACGGUCCACUGUUCUCGAUCUGCGCCAUGAAGGACGGCACGAUAGUCACAGGUGGUGCAAAAGAUCGCAAGGUGGUCCAGUGGGAUUCCAGCCUCACGAGGACAGGACAAGAGGCCAAGCUUCCGGACAUGGCUGGUGGGAUUCGAACCCUCGCCCAGGGCAAAGGCAGCAUGCUGCUCAUCGGGACCACUCGGAACUCGAUCCUGCAGGGAACGUUCAGCCUCAACUUCUCCACUGUCGUGCAGGGCCACACGGAGGAGAUCUGGGCGCUGGCGGUCCACCCAACGCAGAACCAGUUCGUGACGGGCGGCUACGACUGCCAGGUGCAUCUCUGGGACACCCUGUCGCACUCGGUAGUCUGGAGUCGGGACCUGGGCGAACAGGCACAGGCUGCGUGCUUCUCUCCCGACGGCAGUGUGCUGGUGCUCACGACACGGACGGGUCGGUGGAGCGUCAUAGACUCGUCCACGCGGCAGCUCUACUCCAUGCACAGUGACGGCACCGAGCCCAUCGACGCCGUGGCAUUCUCGCCAAAUGGCCAACUUCUUGCCCUCGCCUCACGAGACAGCUUCAUCUACGUGUACCAAGUCAGUGAAGAAGGCCGCAAGUACAAUCGCAUCAGCCGGUGUUCGGGCCACUCGAGCUUCGUCAUCCACCUGGACUGGGCAGUUGACAGCACGUACCUGCGUUCAUGUUCUGGCGAUUACGAGAUCCUCUACUGGAAUGCCUUGGUCUGUCGGCAAGUCACAAACAUGUCCAUCACUCGAGACCUCAAGUGGCACACACAGACGUGCACCAUUGGCUUUAGCGUGUAUGGUAUCUGGCCUGAGAAUGCCGAUGGCACGGACAUAAACACUUGCUCACGUUCCCACUCGGGCCGACUACUUGCCACCGGUGAUGACUUUGGCAAAGUCAGGGUCUUCUCCUACCCUGCCUCCCAGCCCAAGUGCCUGAGCCACAUGUAUGGUGGUCACAGCAGUCACGUGACAGCAGUGGACUUCUUGCCCGAUGACAACCGCCUCAUCUCCCUGGGCGGACGGGACUGUGCAGUGCUUCAGUGGGCCGUCGUCUGAAGCUGCAAGUGGCACCGAAAGAAAUAGUUGGGCCCCACGCUUCGAAGUCGCACGACAAGGAGUUGCACCUCUGCACCCAGGACAAUACAGGACAACACGUCAAGAGUGGCACAAGGCUGUUCUGUUUGUUUCAACACACCUGAGAAUACCACCACUGUAGAGGGUCUUGAUUGGCUUCGAGGAGCCAGUGCGUUGGAAUUUUCCAGUGGCGAAACAGUCCAGGACGUAGCUCAAAGAAUUGAACAUGCAGAGGGUGACUUGCGAAAGGCAAUUCGGUUGUGAUGUGUGUUCACAGCCUGUGAUUGUCAGUUGUUUGUGAAGUCGUGACCGUCUUUUGCAUUGCAUGUCACAGUAGGUUGUUGUGUGGGCAGUCGACGGAGGCAGAUGUGUAAGGUUGCUGUAAUCGGCUUGCCGAGUGAGGCUUAUGCAAAUGUGCAGAGAAAAUUGCGGCUGAAAGGAAAAAAUAAUGCUUUCGCUGUCUCUUCUAUUCUGUUUGCAGCCGGUGAUUGUUGGUACUGAAUCAAAUUAGCUAUUUGCGUCGCAUGCUGCCAAUUCAAGCAGUUGUAUCUGCAUUUGUCGGAUAUAGAUGUACAAUUCAGCGCCGUAAUCAGCUUGCUCUGCAAAACCAGUGCAAUUGUAUCGAGCAAAAUCAUAUGUGCAUGCUGACACUGCUAAUGGUGGUUAUCAUGGGCUAAGUAAUUUGUAGCUACUUCGAGGAUCACGACAGUUUUGUUUUUAUUUUUGGUAAUCAUUGAACCAACACAUGAUGUGCAGCCGUAAGCAUUGACUGUCACUGUCGUCUGUUUUGGAAAGCAGAGGUAGCGAUUAUUGUUUUACCGGUUGUUGAGGCAUACGUACGUGUCUGAUAAUAUGCCAACGUAUCACUGUCAGGAUGUAAUUGUACACUGCCCACUGCAUCAUUGGAAGGAUUGUUCGUUUCCCAUCAAAAUCUAAGUUGCAUGUUGUGUUCGUGAGUUCUGGCAAGUCCAUUUUCAGCAUCUCCCUUCACCCCAUCUGCAUGUUGUUCUUGUUUUCUUUUCGAUUUAUGGUUGGAUGAGAUCAUUGCCUCAUAAUCACCAUACUGUGGGCGGUUAUCCCAAGCCAUCACUUUUUAUGCGUACAUUUUGUUAAGAUAGAAAUGUGGUUUCCUCUAUUUUUUUUUCUUUUUUUCUUUCUAUACAGAUGACUCUUAGUGCCUAGUACACAGCCUUUGCCAGAAAGAAUGCAGCUACUAAGCUCGUGAUCACAGCUCCGAGGUAUUCCACGCGUGCGACACACAGUCCUGCGCUCGUACUCGCUGACACAGUCACACCCUGGCAGCGUUGUUUGUUUUGAGAAAUUUUGGUACGUAGCAUUUUAUGGGAAGGACAGAUGUGCUAUUCCUUUCUGUGUCCUUAGUUGAACAAGUUAGGCGUGAACACGUUGAUCAGUGACGUGCCUCAACCACAAACUCUGUAAAGUUCUUGCAUGUUUAUCAUUGCGCAGGUAAGCAGAGGCCCGUGUUCAUUACUGGCAGGUUUAGUUUAGAUUGUCCUAAAUGACUGCUGUGUGUUUCACAAAUGAAGGUUUGUCUUCGCUUUUGUCACCAUCUGAAGCCGCUAUUCUUUUUUUAACUUUUUUAAGUGACGACUGUUUUCAACCAUGAAUCUUAUGACAAUAUAACAAUCGAGUUACUUCUGACAAUGUUUCAAGUUGUUUCCUGCAUUGUGUGAACAUUCGCGACCAAGAAUUGCACCUUCUUUGUGCAACUUUUGUUUAAUCAGCCUCUCUCCUUUCGUACUCUGUUAUGAUGGUUGUGCAAGGAGAUGUUGCAAGUAGUAGUUGUAGCAUCCAGUUGCCAUUGUGCAAUGGUUUCAAAUUUGUUGCACUUAAUGGCACCAGGUUGAAUUCAGACAAUUUUGUACACUCUUGCAGCAUUUCUUCCAUUGUUUAUUUAAUGCUGUUGCUCGUGAGGUAAGCACACUGUCCUAAUAGAUUUUCAGAAAGAAAAAAAACAACAAAGAACUGCCUCCAACGGAAGCUUUUGUUCACUGUGGCUUUUGUGGUUUUUGUUGCCUGUAGACAUAAAUGGAAGAGAAAAAAGACUGUGAUUCUGCAUUUUGAACUUCCACAUCGUAGUAGCUCAUACGAAACAACACAGGUGCUUUGUAAAAGCCAUCCACGUCGGCAAUUUGUACUGCAGUCUAUUUUGACUUCGAGUGUUCCUGCUGGUUUGAGCUUGGUGUACACAAGGGUUCAGCGUGUGACAUACGUAAAAAAAAAGUAAGCUUAACAGCAAUACACGAGGCAUGUGAAAAUGUCUACGAUGAGUUGAGGUUGUGACUGUGCUCUUAGUGUCUGCUACAUCCGUGUUGUGUGCACAAGCAUGGCGCUGGACAUGUGUGCAAAGGUUACACUUCCAACUGCUAUGCCGUAAUUUCAUAUCAUUUAUAGUGUGACCGAAAAAUUUUAGGAUUGAGUAUUUAAAGUGUUUGUUGCAUGGAGUAAUUGUGACGCGGUCAGUCAUCAGUGACAUAACUGUGAGACUAUCGCAAUCAUUGUAACGCACCUCUGUAUGUGAUGCUGAUUUGUAAAAAUUGAGUUUGGGACUUGAUUAUAGUUGUGUGUGGUACAUUUGCAUGCAACGUUUUUCACUCCAGCAUACCAUGUUUGGGACAUGCGCAUGGUUUUCCACAGAGUUGAGGGAUAGACUGUAUUUACAAUGCACAUUCAUUCCCAGUGCGAGUAAAGUUUGCCGAGAAUGUUGGAACUGCAUUUGCCAGGUCCAGCUUUGUGCAGUAGACAAAGAAAUUGUUCCAUGAAAGCCACAAAGAAAUUGAAAGCAUUCGCAGCAGUUAACUAUUGAGAACGUUCUCACUUUGCACAUCUCUUCAUCUUGAGCAGCAGAUGCUUUCAGUGCGAGGUACGAUAAUUGUGGGUACACAAUUGUGGAUUACAGUGCUUGCUAUGUAUCACACUGCAGUCCUUUAUUGCAAUAAUGCUUCUUAUAGUGAUAGUUAUGGAUCACUACAUUAUAACUGCCUCCUUUUGCUAGAACUUCACAUGGCACUAGUGUUUUGAAGCCUUUAAUCAAACACUUAGACAGUUCCAAAAUAGCGUUUGUGAUGAGGUGGGAGCUUGAAUUUUCUUGCACGUCUCUGGGAGUGUGAACAAACUAUGAAGGGGCUCUCUUUCCGGUGUUUUGUAAAAAUGUGAAAGCCCUAAAUGCAUGGAGUUUUUGAACGCUUGUCUUGGUAUGUGCACUUUGCAGUGACAAAGCAUGCUGGCAACUUCCAACAUUACAUUGCUUGUCUUUAGCUUUUUUUUUUGCACUAGAUUGUUUUGCCAGCAUUGUUUUCUUGUGGUUAGCACUGUGCAAGUCAUUAAUUUCAUCAGAGAUUUUCAUUUUGACAUGAUCUGGAUGUGGAGCGAGUGUUUUUUGUGAGAAGUGACUCUUGUUUUUACUGCACUGAGAUUGCGUAUUUGGGCACUGACAGCUAUAUCUGGUGAGAUUGAAGUUGUCUGGAAAGACAAUGCAUGAGCUGGACUUUCUUUUUAUACUUUCUUUUUUGGUAUGUUCGUUCCUGUUUGUCUUGCUAAAUGUCGGGUAGCAUGUAUGCCACCAGUUAGUGGAAGAAUAAUUGUGCAUUAACAGUUUAGCCUCUUUAGCAUGGAAAUGAGGGAUGCCACUUUUACUCAUUCGUUGUAAUGCAGCAAGGCUGCAAGCCUGCUGCAUUAAUAUAGUGCAUUCUGGGGUGGAGCCGUUUGCAGAUAUUUGUACAUUCAAUCAAAAGCGCAUGGCGAAAGUGAAUGAAAAAUGAAUCGAGCAAUACUCUGGCGAGCUUUUACACAGCAAAGUGCAUGUCACAUUGUGCUUAUAUAUCCCGGUGCUUGUUAACUCUUCCCAAACGUGCACAUACUUUUCGACAGUUUUGUGCAGACUAUCCCAUUCACUGGCAGUAAAUGAUGAAACUGCUUGUAGCAGUAGGUCUAUUUGUUGCUGGUCUGCUAGCAAGCUAUGAAAUAGGCAUUUGUAACAACAAGUCAUCAUAACAUAAACAGAUGUUGUUGUUUCGCUUGUCUGGUCGGAGGUCAUAGAUGUUGGAUGUGAGGGGAUGUCUUUUGUGAAGUUACUGACAUGCUCUUAUUAGUUCGCAUUUGUUGUGCAUCUGCGGUUGUUUUUAUCGCAUCAACAAUGAAUGACAAGUUUGCAGCUGUUUUACGUUACUGUGCUUACCGUUCAAAGUGAGACUGCUUUUUUAUUUUAGCACUGUUUACAUUUGUUGCAAUGUUUUACCAACUGCUUGCUCGUUUUGCGGUGCAUGGUAGGUUGCGAUUGUUCAGUAUAAACAUGGUGAAUUUUUUUUUUUUUUUCACGUUUAACAUUUCGCUCGGUUACUUCAUGGCAUCUGGAAUGCAUGUUGAAGUCUGUGCGUUUGCAUUCUUGUAAAAGUGCGUUUGAAGUGUUGGUUACUGCGCGUUUGUGAAAUGAGAACAGAUCCACUCCGCACUUGUGCAUAAAGUGCUUUGAGGGCACCUCAGAGACAUCACACCUGCCCACAGAUAUGAAAGAACUUGAGUGCCUCACCAGCUACAAAAUCAAGAGGGCUUACUUCGCAUUUUUAAUUGCAACUUAAGGUAUACACCUUACAGUACUGGGCUUCAUGCCAAGGCCUGGCCGGAAAUCUUUCAUCUUCAUAAAUUUUUGGAGCAGCUGUUCAUUUUUCUGCUUUUAAAUCAGACAAAGAAAGCUUUUUGUGACCGUAUUGAUGUUUCAAUGCAGCUAGCUCAUGUGACAGCUGCAAGGUUCUGUGUGCUGUGUGUGCACGUCAAAAGUAUUUGAACACAUACUGUGGAGCAUGUCUUUGGAUCAUACUGUGUGCAUUGUAUAUUUAGGAUGUUUGCAGAGCACUGCCUACUGUAUUCAGUAAUGUGCUUGACUGUAAUAUCACUCCAAAAUCUGCCGGGUAGAAAGAAGCAUUGCCUCCCUUCUCAUCCGGCAUUAAUUGAUAUAGUCACUACGAUUCAGUAAUUGUCACUUGCAAUAUACCUGAAAUUUUGCAAUCGGGCGCUUUCAGUAUCUGCACAAAGGUGUUGGAGUGAAGGGGCAUUCCAUUUCAUUCAUUGAUCCUUAGGGGCCCGGAGGGCAUUGCAUAAGAGGGGCACACAAGAGUGUAUUAUGCAAUCAACAAGCAACUCCUUACAGCAGGAGUAGUUUAGAAGCAUUGCUGAAUUGCAGUCACUACUUCAGUCAAGGCUGACCUCAGCACAGUUGAUUCAAGUAAGAGUGAACUUCAAGUGGAGGUAGCAUUCAUGAAUCGGGAAGUGCGAGUACCGUCGUGCUAAGUCCUCUUGGUAGCUUUUGAAUAUUGUUAAGAAAAGUUGAAAUUUUCAGGAAGGGGCACAGUUUUUCUAUGCCACUUCUUUUUUCUCCCGACACUGUUUGUUUCUUAAGCUGCAAAGUUUCAAGAGAACAUUUCCUUUGCCACUACAUGUUGCAGCAGUUCGUGCUCAACGUUAAGCUCAAAACGUCCCGAGCGCACGGUUGCGUGAAUGACACCACGUCGACAGGAGCAUUUCACGCACAGGCUUUAAAGAUAACGAGUAACUCGAGUGUGAGCUAUAUUCAUAGCCGGCGCUGCCACAUGAAUGCCUUGUCAGGCGGUCCACAUGUAUAAUGCAACAUGCAGCACAAGUUAUGUACAGCACAUGAAAAAAGUGAGUUCAUGCGAUGGCUGCUUGCGGCCUCAUCAUUUCAUCUAUCGUAGCGUCAUUUAGCUUCCCGUCUUUUUUCAUGCCUCUCGGGUACGAGCAAAGGUGCGGAGUGUACUGUGUACAUUUUGGUUUCUUGCCAAGAUUUUUGGGGGUGUGAUGUACGGUCGGGUUUUGGAAAUGUGUAGGCCCAAGUGCAUUUUCUUCACCACAGUGUCUUUUUUUCUUACUUCUGUAGUUGUAGUCUGUGUACAAAGUUUUGUGAGACAAGAAUUUUUUUUCAUUUUGCUGAGGGUUACAAACUUCGAACAAGAGAGCUGCAUACAAGAAAGGAAAGUCUGAAGUUUGUGAUGAGCGUAGCUUUCUUACCCUUCAGUCCUUCAAACUGCUUAAAGUGUACAUAACAGGGUUAGUAUGACAUACAUGAAGUAAAAAUAAUGCUUUCUGACAUCGUUCAGAACAAGUUGUUUGUCAUGUGUUGAGUAGUUCAUGCAGUAUGUUAAUGCAAGUGAAGUGCAUCACUGCAAGUCAGUGAUGAACAUAAUCACCGUCAAGGUUAGUAGGCUUUUGUAGAACCAUUACAUAAGAGUUGGGCAAAUUAAAUCAACAGAAAUCUUGUGCAAGGUUGCCUUAUUUUUAGUUGCUUCCAGGAGCAUUUCAAAUCUGCGUUACACUGACAGCAUCUGCUAAUGCAUCCCUACUGAACACACUGGUAUGCAUUCUCAUGAUUCUGUAUGAUAUUCGUAUGUGGAAAGAAAAAAAAAAAGCGGAGCUGGUAUAAUUUUCAUACCAAUAAUACGGAAAACUUUUGAAAUUAUGAAAAUCCACAUGCAUCUGUUAUGUUACGACAUGUUAACUCAUUGCAAAAUAUAAACACAAUUCACAGCUCGCAUCUCAUACAUUAGCCUAGUGCACAGGCUAAUCCUUUUCUACGCACACACCAGAGUGUCAGGCACAUCACCAUCAUAUUGUUACUUUUUACAUUUAUUUGCAGAGUGAAUAUAUAGCGCAUACAAAUAAUCGGUAAUAAUAUAUACGACAGCAGGAGCAUCAUUAUGCACCCUGAAAUGUCCUUGAGCUUGGAGUGAAGAAAAUGAUUGUUGCAUACGUGGGCUGCCGUGACAUGAUGAACCAUUUGAGUGUGCAGCUGUGCAUUCGUCCUUACUUUUUGCCAGCUUGGAGGAUUUUCUAAGCCCCGUGUGGGUUUGGGGCUGCAAUCAUAUAUUGACAUGUGACCGCUAUGGACUGGCAAUAUUUAUUAUGUAUCUGCUUUGAGUGAAAGCUAUCAUUUUGCUUCUCUCUUUGUAAAUAACUAAUAAAAGAGCACAUAUUCUA